This is a messenger RNA of Thermothelomyces thermophilus ATCC 42464, 777 nucleotides long. RefSeq lists its product as uncharacterized. The record is from RefSeq and is a predicted model, not a curated record. NCBI's taxonomy places the organism in Eukaryota, Fungi, Ascomycota, Sordariomycetes, Sordariales, Chaetomiaceae. Bases 1 to 777 code for a protein of 258 amino acids. The transcript is spliced from 8 exons.
AUGCAUUGCAGCCUGGAUCAGGGCAAACUGCUCAUCUCAAGUUUUGCGUGCAGUACGGAGUACGUUUGGACCACGCGCAAGCUGCGCCUCUACUGCGCUGAGCGGGCACAGCUGCUCGUGCGGGUGGUGCUGCAUGGCGUUGGCGACAAGGGGAUCAAGUCCGAGUCCUCCGUACUGUACCUUCCGGGGCCACGUACUGAUUUCACAGUUAUGGUACCUUGGAUCAGCCGAAAUGCAGCGAUCUAUGCCAUCCACAAACUCGGCCGCAAGGCCAGGGAGGCUCGCAUCUCAGCUCGAGCCCCGCUUCAGUCGACCUCCCGUCGUCUGGAACAGCAUCGAGUUACCAACGUGGACGCGGCGCACACCUUAGUUGACCUGCACCCGUACGGCGGAGUUCAGAGUUCCGUACGGAGAGCCGCCGCUCACCUGUUCCCCCUGCUGCCGCCUUUGGGGCCAACAGCUGCGCCGCGGGAGUCGAAUGAGGCACUCGCGUUGUUCCUGUUCCGCAGCUCAGCCUCCGCCAACACCGAGUGCCUGUCGAGGAUCGACGAUCGCCGAAUUUCGUCAUUCCAGAUCCGCGGAUCGUCGACCCAAGCGACCCCACUCGUCGAGCCUCACACCUCAGCCCUACAAGGCAGGCGGAUGGACGGAUGGAGAGAAGAAGAUCCUUACACUACGGAUAACAACAACGUGGGCUCAAGAGAGGGAGACCCACGACCAAGAGGUGGCGGCCCCCACAUCCCGCGGCUCAUGUCCUCGCCGCAAGCCAACGUCUGA